AGGCGUGUGUAUGACGUCACCUCGGCGCGACCGGCCGGCGCUGGAGGAAGGAGCCUGCUGAGGGAUGCCCAAGAAGUUCCAGGGCGAGAACACCAAGUCGGCGGCGGCCCGGGCGCGGAGGGCCGAGGCCAAGGCGGCGGCCGACGCCAGGAAGCAGAAGGAGCUGGAGGAUGCGUACUGGCGGGACGAGGACAAGCACGUCAUGAGGAGGGAGCAGCGCAAGGAGGAGAAGGAGAAGCGGCGGCUGGAGCAGCUGGAGCGCAGGAAGGAGGCGCAGCGGCUGCUGGAGGAGGAGGACUCCAGGCUCAAGGGCGGCAAGGCGCCCCGCGCUGCCCCCGCCAAGGUCACCCGCGCACAGAUCGAGGAGACGCUGCGCCGGGACCCGGUGCACAGAGAGGCGCCCGAGCCGGCCGAGAAAGCCAAGAGCCACCUGGAGGUGCCCCUGGAGGAGAACCUCAACCGGCGUGUCGGCGAGGAGGGCAGCGUGGAGGCGCGCACCAUCGAGGAUGCCAUCGCGGUGCUCAGCGUGGCGGAGGAGGCGGACCGGCACCCGGAGCGGCGCAUGCGCGCGGCCUUCACGGCGUUCGAGGAGGCGCAGCUGCCGCGGCUGAGGCAGGAGCACCCCAACAUGCGGCUGUCGCAGCUCAAGCAGCUGCUAAAGAAGGAGUGGCUGCGCGCGCCCGAGAACCCCAUGAACCAGCGGGCGCUGCCUUUCAACGCCCCCAAGUGACGGGCCGGCCUGCGGGGAGGGACCCCCGCCCGACGCCCUGCGCCCCCAGAGCGGGCAAUAAAGGUGGUCGGAGAGG
Messenger RNA from Erinaceus europaeus (western European hedgehog), 806 nucleotides. It is a transcript of the gene CCDC124, whose product is annotated as coiled-coil domain containing 124. Gene Ontology annotation, biological process: transcription by RNA polymerase II. The transcript has 5 exons. Bases 65 to 730 code for a protein of 221 amino acids. Gene Ontology annotation, cellular component: nucleus. Lineage: Eukaryota; Metazoa; Chordata; Mammalia; Eulipotyphla; Erinaceidae. The record is from RefSeq and is a predicted model, not a curated record. Gene Ontology annotation, molecular function: transcription coactivator activity.